Messenger RNA from Oncorhynchus keta (chum salmon), 5779 nucleotides. Its product is annotated as F-box only protein 33-like. The transcript has 4 exons. Gene Ontology annotation, molecular function: protein binding. The coding region runs from base 128 to 1600 and encodes 490 amino acids. The record is from RefSeq and is a predicted model, not a curated record. Gene Ontology annotation, cellular component: SCF ubiquitin ligase complex. Gene Ontology annotation, biological process: SCF-dependent proteasomal ubiquitin-dependent protein catabolic process; positive regulation of protein ubiquitination. Lineage: Eukaryota; Metazoa; Chordata; Actinopteri; Salmoniformes; Salmonidae.
CAAAUCUGCUGGAUGUUUAGUUUUACCGAGAGCGAGUACCGGAACUGGACUGUUGUCGCACAAUCUUACAACGGUUAUAUGUACACUUUCUGUCCGCGAUUAAUACAGUAGCUUAGUGGUCUGCGCCAUGGCUUUGUACGGGUGUGUCGGAGCCAUGGCUUUACCUAGCGAGCUUAUCGUCCAUAUAUUUUCAUUCUUGUCCGAUCGUGACAAGCUUCGGGCCUCGUCCGUGUGCUCUCGCUGGAGGGAGUGUCUGUUUUACCCAUCGCUUUGGACGGAGCUGAAGUUGCGUGUCGGAGGUGGUGCAAACUGGGGAGGUUCUGGCUCCGAACAGACCCCAAGAUUAGAAUUUCUCAUGAGGAAGUUUGGCGCCUUCGUGCGCGAGCUACAUCUCGAGGUUGCCCCUGUGGACGGAUAUCUAAGCCCACUGAGCGGAGUUGAGGGCAGGAUAGAACCUGUAGAACGCGACCCUCAAUUGCUUGAUCGCUGGAAAGACGCAAGGAUCACCUAUUUGGAACAGGUGUUGUGUGUGCUCAGAUGUAUUCGAAACAACAGAAAUCUCCAGAAGCUGAGUCUGUAUGGGGAUACCUGCAUUCUUCAGGAUGAGGGCAUUCUGGACAGUGCCCAUCUACAGCAGGUUGACCCAGGAGGCAAGAAAAUCAAAGAGAUCCAACAGCUGUUACUGGAGGUUCUGUCUAACAGCAGGAAGAUAAAGUGGCUGUCCUCCGCCUUCAUGCUGGGCGUGGUGACCCCAUGCUCCCUGGCCUCUCUGUCCAACCCCAGCGCAGGCUCCCUGGAGCACCUCGGCUUGCUGGACAACCAGCUGCCUUGCCUGGUCUCACCUGUGGAGCUGGAGCGGCUGGUCCACCUGCGUUCCCUGGCCCUCGACUUCUGUGACUUCACCUCUGAGUUGAGCCACCUACUGGCUGGAGGAGACCGUGCUCCUCUACACCGCCUCUCCCUGAUGCUCAACGGCGCUGCUCUGGAGGCUAAGCCACUCGAUGGCACCGCCAGUGAGGACGACUGGAAGGCCAUGGUCCAACGCAGUGCUAACCUGCGGGUUUACGUGAUGGCACUGGAUGUGUGCAGCCAGGACCUGCUGAGGGUGCUAAAACCAAGCCUGCCCCUGGAGAGAAUCCACCUGGACAGCUACUCCACCUUGGUCACAGACGGAACCCUGGAGCUCAUUGCCCAGCAGUACAACAAGACCCUGAGCCACUUUGUCCUGAUGAGGGAUGACACCGGCUUCCCUGACCUUGGCAUCAACCGAAACGAGGACCCACUGGUCCUACUGGCCUGGCGCUGUGUACACCUCUCUGUAUUGGUCAUCCACGGCUACACUGUGUGGUCCCACAACCUGGUGGCCAUUUCCCGUCUGCGUGGCUCCAGCCUCAAGGUCCUGGCUGUGUCCGAGGAGAGCAUUGACUUCGACCCGGACCAGAGGGUCUUCAUGGAGGGUGACCCCGUCCACAACCUGGUGAAGGAGGUGUCGCUGGGCCUGGGGCGUGUCUGGCACCCUUCUCUGGACUCCAACCUGGUCCUCAGCGAGCCCACCCAGCACUUCCACAGGGAGAUGCAGAGCUUCAGCUUGGGCAUGUAGGCUAGUGCUGCAGCCGCCAGACCGGGCAGCCAUCUGGGUCGUGUUCAUUAGACAUCAAACAAAAGAAAACCAGACCUAAACAGGAGGGACCCCACUUCACCAAUAAGCAAUGCAAAUGUUCUGUUACUAAACGUUUUCCAUUGAAUGACCUAAUGAACACAACCCUGGUCUGGUCUUGCCUGCUGCACAUGCUCAGUGUUUGUCUUGGGACCUAUAAGGUGAUUAGAGGAUCAUCUCAUUUACAUACUUUGUCUUUUAUGUUUAUUUUCUUCUCUGUAGCAUCCUUUGUGACGUGUUUAUCAGUAUUAGCUCUAUAUAUUUAUCUAUCUAUAUAUAUCCUGCUUAUGAUUAGGAGAGUAUAGUCAAAUAAUUGUUUAGUAGCUAAAUGAGAGGUUGGUGUUGCAAGGGGGCUUUUCUACACAGCUAGCUUAGUUAGUUGUAUUGCAAGUUUUAUUUUUUGCUUUGUGUUUUGUCUAUCAGUUAAUCCACAUUGGCUUUUUGCAAUGAUGGAAUCCUGUGUACUUGUUUGUGCACAUUUUUUUAAACGGGAGAUUAGUCUAGUAGUCUUCCGGCAGAGGGAGGGACCGUGCUGCUGGAGUGUGUGGUUAGGGCCCCCCACUCAGCCCAGCAAGAUCCUGUCUGCUCUUUACUUUUGUGUUUUGGAGAUGAUAUUGUUGCUAUGUUACGGGACUAAGAUCCUGCUGGUUCUUCUCAACCCAGAGGUGGGAUAUGAUAGGUUUCCACACUGACACUGAGUUUCCUACGUUCUGCUGCAGUGCUUAAGUCAGGGGUUAGCGUUGCGAGUCGUACGCUGCAGUUUGCUCUCAGAAGAAUCCUGUCUCAGGUGGGCAAAACAUGAUUCUAUAGUCUGUCAGUCUAAUGCAGUUUUCUUCACAUUUGCCUUGGAAAAGCCCUUGUUUUCUAGUAUCAGUAGUUUUUGCCAUCCAAUCUGCCCCUUUUUUACCAUGGGGUAAACAAACUUAGUCGUACAUUUGUUUUAAGAUUAAGGUGUUUAAAGAAUGGCAAAAAGCUACUCCUUGCACAUGUUUCUCUUGUUCACAGCUAUGUUCGCUGACUCCAGGGCCACAGUGUUUCACCAGCUGAACAUUGGAUGGAGGGAAGCAUUUGCUUGCUUGUUCCAAAUCUCAGGAUUUUUUUUCACUUUCAGUAAAUUUGUCCAUUUGAAGGCUUUCUUUUAAUAAAAGCUUUCUGUUGAUCUGCGGGCCAGUGUGCGUGGUGGUGUGACUGAAUACUGGAUACUAAUACUGUGGAAAGAGCUCUUCCAACACUACGCGGUUUUAUUUUUCUAGACGCGCCUUCUCGUGUCCUCUUAACUUUUAAAAAGGUUAACAUCCUCGAUGUGCGUCAAAUACUUUUAAUGGUGUUUUCUAUCGUGUAUUUGACGUUUUAGAGCUCAGAGUAGUAGAGGGAAUCUGAGGUUGAUUGCUCAGUGGUAGAAUGUAAAUAUGAAGCUAACAACCUUAAUGUGUAAAGUUGUCUGCUAUCCAGAAUUCCCCUUAUAUAUCUUUUUUUGUUGCUUGUAAAGCUUCGGGAGCCAGUCUUGACUGAUAACGCAGUAGUGUGUGGGGCUUGGAAUAGGUGACCUGUGGUUGUUUUGUGCUGCUGAGAUGUUGGCGCAUUCCGGAAAAGAGGAGUGUAGGUUUCUCUUGAUCUUGUGUGAUUUGUGAAGCUGUCGGUCGGCUAUUACUUUUUGUUGUGUUCCUCCGUGCCCAUAACUUUCGUUGGUACUACCAAAGCCAGCCAUUUUAGUCAAGGAAGAGAAACGCAGUAUGCAGAGUUCUGUAUAUUGAGGAAAAAAUAUGUUUGCUUAGAAACAGCUGGCAUCGGAUGGCAAGGUGUGUGUGUGUGUGUGUGAUCCAUGAUUCAAACAAUGUAACGAUCAGCCUAUGGGAUCCACUACUAACCUGUUUAGUUGUGGCAGUAAGAUAUGAGCCUGCAUGCAAGGUUCCACUUGGGUUAAACUUAGUCUAUUGACGGUUGAUGCAUGAGAAGUGAUAAAGGAAUAUUGAAAUGAUAUACAUGUUAACAGAGGGAUUCUUACGUUUUUUUGUUUGUUUUUAGUACCACACCAAAGAGGAUGUAGAUAAUAUUCUAUAUUUGGAGUUAACUUGUUUGUGCUGAACAGGGGUAGUGUAAGACCUUUUUAGAGGAUGACAAAUGCCAGUCAAUUGUUACAAUGUGUAAAACAUCCUGAUGCUGUGCCUAAAUCCAGUGUAGCUUUCGCUCAGUUUUUUUUUGUGUGUGUUCGUUUCUAGUUCACCAUUCAUUGUCUAGUACAGCAUUUGACUACCGUUAAAGCAUAUUUUAUUUCCGCAUUGUUUUUUUUUAAUGGUGUGUGUGUGUGUGUGUGUGUGUGUGUGUGUGUAUAAAGUUUCUGAAGUGCAUACAUCAAAGAAUUAGCUGUAUGGUGUGCUUGAAGCAAAGCAUGGGGUACCUCUUUCUCAACAGUGAGCAGGAAACUGCCUUUUUCAGGGUUACUCUCAGUUGAGGAGAGGUGUUCCAUGCCUAAAAAAUAAAUGAUGAAAGUUAGGAAGACUCUUUUUUCCAACAAGUCACUGGAUUAAACAAAACGGUCUGUCAGCGUGUCUGCAUCAGCUGCCAAAGAUAACUGUGUGAAACGACCCUUAUGAAGUGCCCACGUGCUGGCAUAGGGAAGGGCCAAUGGCUGAUCAGCCAAAAUGUACUACUAUGACUGCUCCUCCACAAAUACUACUAGAAAUAUACCUACUGAAUAUGGGGUGAAGAUGGACCACGUGGUGCACAGCUGUGCUGUGGCUUGAUCAACAACAGAGCUCUCGCUCACCAGUUUCAUUGUGAAAAGUGAAUGUCAUUUAAGUAUAGAUAAAAUCAAGUUUUGUUGAUUCUUUCAGCCCUGUAUGCUGCUAUCAGACGUGUAAGGAACAUUCCACUGGGGAGUUAAAAACCAACAGAUUUAAAAAAAAAUUUUUUUAGGGUCAAUUGGAGUAAAUUAGAGUAAAUGAUGCAAAAUUGGUAUUUUGCUGUGUGAAGUCCUAUAGAAGUGGUUGUGUAGCCCAGUCUCACUCUGCAUGUUAACAGGCAUAGCAGUGGAGGUAUUUUCUUUUCUUUUUAUACUCUGGAGAAACACACCAUUUGGGUUAUUACAGCUUACAAAUAAAUUGGUUCCCUUUUUUUUCUCUUUACAUUUUUUAUGCUAUCACAAUCCACAUCUCUUGUUGAAAAGGAGGAACCUAUAUAGCGACAGUGAGCUGCUUGAGGGCAGGUCCAUCUGAGAGUUAACUGUUACCUGUAGAACCUCAUUGUGCUGCAGAAGCUACAGCUAAAUGACCUCAUACCAGCCUUAUUAUGAGCGUAAACGCUUGACGUCAAGAGACCUGAGUGAGGAGAAUUCUGUUUUGUUUUAUUCCAUUAUUAAAAACCUGCACCACUAUCAUACCACAAGUUCACUGUUAUGGGGGUCAGGAGGGAGGUGAGCUUAAACAUGUCACAUCUCUUAACGGCUGGCUUGCGUUACAGCCAAGUCAAACGCAUAUAAUCCAGUGGCUUUUAUCUUUCUGUCACUUACAAAUGGAAAUAACAAUGUGUUUUAAGAUCUUGAUUCUUUGGAAGCCAAACUCUGUUUCAAAGGCUACUGUGGGUUACAGACAUGGUCUCUAUGAGACUGGUCAGCAGGCCCCAGUUUUAAGUGGUAUGAAUGUUGUGCAUUUGUUUAAAAUCAGGAUAUUUUAUUGCAAAAUAAGUCAUGCAUUACAAGAGGCCACCAUGGGGCACUAGCAGUGCGAACACCUCGGCUGUGUCCUUAUAAGCUUUCGGGAAAGAAAAUAACUGCGUAUUUGUAUAUAUCAAUACAUAAUGUAUACUCUUAUGCAACAUAUGUCUGGGUUCUAUUUAUGAACAUUUGUAAGCUUUAAGAUGGUUUUACCAUUUUUGAUAAAUGUUGAAAUAUUUGGACAGGUGUGUUCUGUCAACUUUGUCUCAAGUGAGCGCAUAGCAUUGGAUAUGUACAGUACAUCUGCAAAUGGGAACUCCACUGGUGCUGGUGUGACAAUGGCAAGUGUAGAGAAUUUUGAUUUGAAAAAGUGAUGCAAGAUUAAAGGAAAAAGCCUAAGUGACAUUGUGUAAACCAGCUGAAUGUUGAUGGUUCUUUUUAAACCAGUGAAUAAAAGCAUUCAACACAAA